Cotesia congregata is the source of this 1194-nucleotide messenger RNA. Lineage: Eukaryota; Metazoa; Arthropoda; Insecta; Hymenoptera; Braconidae. The record is from the annotation of a GenBank genome assembly.
AUGAGUGGCCUAGGAGGCGGUUGGAGUGGUGGAGAUGGAGGUGGAGGUGGUGGAUACGGAGGAGGUGGAUUUGGAGGCGGUGGUCAUGGAGGAGGAGGUGGAUUUGGAGGUGGUGGCCAUGGAGGAGGCGGAUUUGGAGGUGGUGGUCACGGUGGUGAUUUUGGAGGAUCUGGAGGUGGUUCUUUUGGAGGAUACGGAGAUUCUGGAGGUGAUUUAGGUGGGCAUGGAGGUGGCGGAUUUGGAGGAUCUGAUUCACAUGGUUCUGGAGGUGAUUUUGGAGGUCACGGAGGUGGUGGAGGAGGCGGAUCUGGAGGAUUUGGAGGCUCUGGACAUGGAGGAGAUAGUUAUGGACCACCUUCUUCAAGUUAUGGAGCACCAUCAUCAGGCCAUGGAGGAGGAGCUCCUUCUUCAAGCUAUGGAGCACCAUCAUCCGGUCAUGGAGGAGCUCCUUCGUCAAGCUAUGGACCACCAUCGUCUAGUUAUGGAGUACCAUCAUCAGGUGGUGGAGGAGGAGGAGGAUGGUCAUCUUCAGGUGGAGGUGGAGGAGGAGGAUGGUCAUCUUCAGGUGGUGGUGGUGGAGGAUGGUCAUCAUCAGGAGGUGGCGGAGCACCAUCGUCUAGUUAUGGAGUACCAUCGUCAGGCCAUGGUGGAGGAGCUCCGUCUUCAAGUUAUGGAGCACCACCAUCAUCAAGUUAUGGAGCACCAUCAUCAGGUGGAGGAGGAGGAGGAGGAGGAUGGUCAGCAUCAGGUGGUGGAGGCUUCUCAUCAGGAGGUGGAGGCUUCUCAUCAAGUCACGGAGGAUCGCCAUCGUCUAGUUAUGGAGCACCUCCAUCACAAAGUUAUGGGCCUCCUUCUACUAGCUAUGGAGUACCUUCUUCAGGAUUUGGAAGCAGUGGGCAUGGAGGCAGUUCAUCUGGAUUUGGAGGUCACGGAAGUUCUGGAGGUUAUUCUGGAGGAGGAGGUGGAGGAGGUGGUGGUCACGGUGGAUUUUCAUCAAGUUUCGGUGGUGGAUCUUCAAGUUAUUCUGGAGGUCAUGGUAGUUCUGGAGGAUAUUCUUCUGGAGGUCAUGGUGGCUCUGGAGGAUAUUCUUCUGGAGGUCACGGCGGUUCUUCUUUCUCUUCUGGAUUCAGUGGCUCUGAUUCUUACUCUUCAGGUGGUAGCGGUAGUAGCUUUUCAGGAUAUCACAAAAAGUAA